Dentiscutata erythropus is the source of this 505-nucleotide messenger RNA. Lineage: Eukaryota; Fungi; Glomeromycota; Glomeromycetes; Diversisporales; Gigasporaceae. The record is from the annotation of a GenBank genome assembly.
AUGGUCAUCAUUCUCAUUGGGCAAACCUUCUUGCACUGAUGAUAUAAAUAUUAAUGCUCCUUUACCUACAUUGAUGUCAUUCAACAUCUUAACAAGGAGCUUCUUCAUAGCAUGGAUAAAAUUAUCACGAAUACUUGGUCAAAUUUGGAAAUUUGGUUAUUCUUCUCAACCAAAAUUAUUCCGUGCAAAUUGGUUAAAUCAUGCAACUGAUCAAAAAAGUUUGUUAAGGCAAAUACGUUCUGCUUUAGCAAAAUGGUUAAAAGAAUUACCUGAUGAAUUACAACAUCAAUAUAUAUCUAAUAAUGACCAACAAGAUCAUUUCCAUUUACCAACCUUUUCUCCUUUUGCUGGUUAUAUUAAUAUUCUAUUUCAUACUUGCAUAAUUUUACUUCAUCAACCUUAUUUAUCUCAAGCUUAUAAUGAUCCAAAAAUUGAAAUGAGAAAACAUGGUCCAAAUGGUCCAAUUAAAACUUGUCUUACUGCUGCUAUGACAAUUACUGAUAUU